CCCAAACUACCAAGCCCCGCACCACCUCCACCUUAGAGCCGCCCGUUUCUCCAGACACUCAGGGAAGACGGGAAGGAGUUUUCAACAGGUGAGUGGAAGCAACGCGAGGCGAGGAGGCUUGGCUCCGCCCCCUUUUAGCAUGACAGACUUGGAGGCGGAGUGCUUGAGGCUGGAGUGUGGCUCGCCGCCGGAGCUGGCGGAGCCGCUGGCGAUGCUGGCGUGCGUGAAGAGCGAGCCGGAGGACGGCGAGCUGGAGCCCAUCGGCACGGUGGACCUGUCGGAGAUCCAGCCGCUGGCCACCGCUGAGCUGGGCCGCGACAUGAUCAAGAUGGAGAUCAGCGGCCUCGACUACAUCAAGUCGGAGCGCCAUGGCCACCACGGUGACCCCCACCUUGGCCACUUCCACCAUGGUGACUCCGCCGAGCUGGACUACAAGUCGCAGUACGAGCCCAGCUCCGUGUUCGACUACAUCUCCCAGGUGACGGACACUCUGGAGUACAUCAAAUCGGACCACCACAUGGACCUGCAGUGUUACUACGCCACCGAGCUGAGCGCGCUCAAGUGCGAGUACUCCGACGCCAACACCAUAUCGGCGCCCAACGGCCUGGAGUCGAUCCACAUGGCCGAGCUGCGCACCGAGCUCAACAAGCUGCGUCCCGACGCCCUACUGAUGGACCCCGGCGUCGCCAAACUGGAGCCGGAGUUCGGAGCCGCGGCGCUGUACGAGCUGCAGCCAGCCGUGGACGGCAAAACGCCGGCGGAGGGAGGAAGCGAAGGAGGAGGCAGCGUGCUCACGGCGAAGACACAGAGCCCGACGGUGAGGAAGCCUCGCAACAUGCAGGGCGAGAAGCCGUUCUCGUGCACGCAAUGCGGCAAGAACUUCAGCACGCUGGGGAACCUGAAAACGCACCAGCGCAUCCACACGGGCGAGCGGCCCUACAGCUGCUCGCAGUGCGGCAAGAGCUUCGGCCAGGCGGGCAACCUGAAGCGCCACCAGCUGAUCCACACGGGCCAGAAGCCGUACGUGUGCGCCCACUGUCCCAAGGGCUUCACCAAGGCCGACGACCUGCGCUCGCAUCAGCGGCUGCACACCGGCGAGCGCCCGUUCAUCUGCGCCGCCUGCGGGAAGAGCUUCGGCCAGUCGAAGGAGCUGAAGGCGCACCAGCUGAGCCACACGGGUGAGCGGCCGUACUGCUGCCCGCACUGCGGCAAGAGCUUCACCAAGGAGGCGAGCUACCGCAACCACGUGCAGAUCCACACGGGCGAGAAGCCCUUCACCUGCUCGCAGUGCGGGAAGACUUUCAGCAACUCGGGCGUGCUGAAAACCCACGAGAAGAUCCACUCGGGCGAGCGGCCGUUUGGCUGCACGCAGUGCGGGAAGAGCUUCGGCCGCCUCGGACACCUGAAGGCGCACCAGCAGAUUCACACGGGCGAGCGGCCGUACGCCUGCCCGCACUGCGCCAAGACUUUCAGCCAGUCGGGCCACCUCAAAGCACACGAGCAGAUUCACAAGCGGGAGCGGGCGGACUCGGCGAGUGGCAGCGGCGGCGGCGGCAGCAGCAGUAGCAGCAGCGCCAGCAGCACGGUGGGCAGCGACAGCAGCUGAAAACAAACUCUUGUGUUACUAGGGGUGUAAGUUAGAGAUGGCCCGAUACCAUUUAUUCCUUACCGAUGCAGACACCUGAACUUGCGUGCUGUACCAUACCGAGUACAGAUCCAAUACCAGUGUGUUAUAAAAUACAUAUAUUUUCUAAUGUUUUAAGGUAAAGCUACUUUAUUGUUACAUACACAUACAGUACAUGUAACGAAAUUCAUUGUCUGCAUUUAACCCAUCCCUCAAGGGAGCAGUGGGCAGCCAUUCACAGCGCCCAGAUCUGAUCCACUGCCUUGCUCAAGGGCACUGGCUGGAGAACCUAGUACAUGUUUUUUGAUGGUGGGGGAAACCGGAGCACCCGGAGGAAACCCACGCAAAUGUUAUACCCCUGACUAGGGCAAGAAACAACUUGAGUUAAAACAAUAGCGACUGUUCAGCUCUCAAGUCAGUAGUUUAAUGACAGACGCUGGCCAAGAGCUCCCCCUACAGGCUGCACAACAGAAGUGACGUAACUGGCUGCUUUUCCUUUUCUUCUUCUUAUUGCAAUCAAACAAAGAACAACAUAAACACUCAUAACAUUGCAUCUGACAUUACUUUGAAGUGCAUUGUUUUAUACUUUUAUGUAUAGUAUUUACAACACAAACAUGGGGAGAACAUACUAACUCCACACAGAAAGGCCUGGAUUCGAAACUUCUUGCUGUGAGGCCACAGUGCUAACCACUGGGCCACCAUGCUGCAGCUAACUGCUAUAUAUUACUAUCCACGUAUGGAUGUGUUGCUGUCGUCGUCGUACAGUCUUGCUCGGCUUAAACUCUUUGUCAAACAAACAAACGCAUACGGAGUUAUAGAAGUUAUAGAACUCCCUUUGAAAACCAACUCAAUUAACCCGAGAGGACAGCUAUACAUAUACUGCGUCCGGGGUGGGGGGGCUUGGGGUUCAGCGUCUUGCUCAGGGACACUUUGACAUGUGGCCGGAGGAGCCCGGGAUUGAUCCACCAACCUUGGGGUUUAUGGGGCGACCACUCUACCUCCGAGCCUCUCGCCGAUGUCUAGUUUGACGAGGAGUCCUAACGGAAAGGGAACCGGUAUCGGAUCGGUGCGUUAACCUUAGUUGCACAUACCCGCGUUUUAGGCACCGAACAGAUACCACGUUAUUAAGCCCAGAAUAAAAUCUACUUUAAAAUAGAUUGUUUCCGUUAUGACUCGCUGUAAAACUGGAUAAUAAGAGUUCUGUGGCUUAUAUGUUAGUUUAACCCGAGCCAGACCGUCCAACAACGACAGCAAGCCAUCCAUACAGGGAUAGUAGUAUACAGUAGUUUACAUCAGGGGUUCUCAAACCUUUUUCAAUAAUGUACCCCCCCUUUGAAUUAUGUUUUUAUGCCAAGUACCCCCAGACUAGUGCAAAACAUUUUUACAUCUAUAUAAAGAGGAACAAUGCAGUGUCAGCAGUGAUAGAUUUACUAAACAACAACCUCGUAACUGAAAAACAUUUAAAUGCUACUUUUCAAAUGUUCAGAAUCCAUCACUUAAAUUCAUUCAUUAUUUUAGGAAUUAUGCAUGACAUAUUUUUAAAUGAGCAUUUUUGGAAGAAGAUCACGUACUCCAAAGUACCCCCAGGGGUACGCGUACCCCCAUUUGAGAAGCACUGGUUUACAUAGUAAAAUAUGUAUUUUUUUUUUAAACACAUUGGUAUCUUAUCUAGACUUGUUUGUUGACUAUUGUACAAACACGCAAGUUCAGGUAUCGGAAUCUGUAUCUGGAAGGAAGAAAAAGUAUUGGUAUCACCUCUAUCACGAUACCAUAUUAUAUAUUGAUUCUUUGGACAACGAUACCAUAUUUACUGAUAUCUUAAAGUCUGUCAACAACUGAUUUAGAUUCAAUUCGAGCAACUAAACUAAAGUAGGGUUUGUCAGGUUUAUUACUGCCAAAUCCAGACAUUUAAGUAAAAAACAAACUAUUCUUUUGAAUAAAAAAGCAACAAAAGUGGGCAGGCAUGUAGGCAUCUUAUGUAUCGAUAUUUGGACCUUGCAUCGAUGAUAAUAUUGAAUCGAUGUGGUUACACCCCUACUGCCCACCCUUUAACCUCUCGGGAAAACAAAGUAUUAUUCCUCUUUUUUAUAAAUACUAUAUAUAAAGUUUUUUCCUUAUGAAUUUUUCUUACAUUUUCAUACCUUUUUGUGCUCUUUUGCAUCUCAUAUAUAUAUAUAUAUAUAUAUGAUUGUGUGUGGGCAGGGUUGACUGACUGAUUUGCUCUUAUGCAAGUGUCUGUGUGUUUGCGUGUUUGUGUACCGUGUGUCUGAUAACGAGGGGCUUGUAGAUAAUCGAUGAACCGUCGGGACCCAGUCCCAGGACUUCUUCUCGGAGUACUUACUGAUAGACAAGCACAACUGGAGCUCGAUUCUUUUCUUUAAAACGGCUCUGGUUCUGGAAGUGAUUCACCCCCCUCCCCCCGUUCAAUAUCGGCCUUGGCGUUUCAAAAAAUACUUCCUAAGUAUACUACUAACUUUAAGCCUGGAAAGCAAGCCAAGAAGCUCCGAGAAAGAAUCCAGACCAUAAAACAUUUGAUUUGGCGCAAAAGAACAUUUUGAAAAAUGCAGAAAAAGUACAAGACUGUGUACAUAAACGAUCAAAGAAGUAUCCUGAACUUCAGUGCUAGCCGGAGAAAGAAGGGUCACCUUUUUUCCGACUCUUUACCUCCUGUGUUUGGUGCUCUAUUCCGAAGUUUUGGCCGCUUUUUUUCCCCUAUGUUUUUGGCGCAUUUUCCAAAGUGUUAGUCACUUUAAAUGCGAUAGCUGAAAUGUGAAACCUGCGGGGUCCGUACGGAAGACAUUCAGAGACAGAAGUAUGUGAAUAUUUAAAGAUUUCAGGGCUGCAAACUAACCAUAAAACAUUUGAUUUGGCUCAAAAGAACAUUUUGAAAAAGUCAAAAGUACAGAAACUAUCAAAGAAGAAUCCUAAACAUUUUAGUUUGUUACUUUGACGUUUUUUAAAUGUUUUUAGCACUUUUUAAAUGUAUUUUUUUUCGACACUUAACGUUGUUUUGUUACUUAAAAAAAAGUUUCUCAAUCUUUUUUUGACUAAUAGUUGAUGACUAAUGGAUUCAUCUUUGCAGCUCUGGGUUCAUUCGGACUCUUCUGGUUUAGACGUAACGCUGAUUCUUUUCGGGGGGGAAAUUAAUUUGGGGGUGUUAUCUUUCUUCCAGAACCAAACUGUUGAGCUCUAAACUAUAGUGACCAAGUUGGAGUACUAGAACCAGACCAGCAGCUCGUGAGCCAGAGCCCCGUGUACUGAUCAUAAAGAUUACAGCCAGGGAUGCGUUGGGCUAGCGUUAGCUGCUGCCAAUCUGUAGUGUUAACCAGCGUGACAUGCAGCGAUGCUUCUGUUGCCUCUAACGUCCGUCUCAGAGCAUCAGAGGGCAGCCGAGACAUUUAAGUGACAGCGGAUUCUGUAUGGUCAUUCAGUCCUGUAGAUACCGGCCGUUUAGGCACCGGUGCACUUGGGUGUUUCUUAAAGCUGAACUUCAGAGUGAGAACAUGAAGACGAGGGGGAUGAAAAAACUCUGGGAGAGAAGUGGAGAAAAUAUCUAUAUCUAUCUAUCUAUCUCUCCCUCUCUCUCUGAGAGAGGGCUGGGCAAUAUAUCAAUAUUAUAUCGAUAUAUGGGACUGGGCUCCACAAACCCCCGACUCUUUCAAAAAGAGCCUGAAAACCUCUCUUUUUAAGUAAGCGUUCUGUACAUUUUGGUUGGGUCUAGAAGGGAUACAGCUACGGCUCGGGAAGAUCUGCAAAAUCUCACAAAAUCUAGACUGAUGUAGUCUGUAUCCACGACGUUCCACUUCUGGGAUCGCUCCGGUGCCCUCGGAUGUCCCUCUUUUCUAGGGGGUGACCGUCAGGGGCGCCAAGAGUCCACAACAGUAAAGAAACGUUAAUACAGUAGAUUAAAAAAAUGUCAAACGUGGAAAAUAAAACAAAAACGUUAAAUGGUGUCCAAAAGCCGUCAAAAACCUUGAAAAGAAUCAAAAAUGUCAAAGAAAGCGUCACAUAUCAACAAAUUAACAAAAAUGUUAAGCAUUGAACGACAAAUUCUGAAAGAAGCUUCAAUAACGUUGAAGAAAUGACAAAAAAGGCGAAAAAACAGCUUGAUGUUAAAGUGCCAAAUGUCAAAGGGACACUCACGGAAUGUCAAAAAGGCGACAAAAAAAACGUUGAAAAGUGUCAACGGUUGGAAACCCCCCAACCCUACACCAGUCCGUUUAACACAGCCCACCUCCACGGGCCGGCGAGAGCAGCCUGGUAGCUGGAUAGUCCUGGUUCCGGUACACUGUUGUUCAGGCAUGUUUCCACAACAACAAAAACACAGCAGUCACUGAACUCACGUUGGGAGUUUCGUUGAAGGAGGAUGUAGUCCAGCUUGUUGUUUAAUGACCCAAAAGGGUUAGUGUUAGCAACAUUUUUUGUUGACAUUUUUCACUUUUCACGGUUUUUAAGUUUUAUUCAACAUUGUGUGUUGAUAUUUUGACGCUUUCCUCGACUUUUUUUUUUUUUUUCGUUGCCGCAGGAAAUUCCGCCGGGUGUCCGUCCCCUUCCUCUUCCUUUAUGUUGGCGUUCUAACCUCCGGUGAAACGCUCCGCAUAUGUUGCGCGUUCACUGUAGCCGAAGCGUUAGGGGAAUAUUGGUCUGAAGUUAUAAAAAAAUAAUUUCUUCAUCUUGAGAAUACGGGGUUCUGGUUCCGAGUCCUCUGCAGUUUAAAGUACUUGAAGUACUUUUCAAUCUUCUGCCAAAUGUGUGCGAGUACUUCUGUUUUUUAAAGUACUAUCUGCCAGUUAACUAGUAUUUUACUUCCAGGUAUACGGGGGAACUCACUCCGUUAACUGUGUUGUUUUUAAAAAUCUGAUGCUAUCAUUUUGAUAUGUUUUUUUUAUUGACCCAGUAAGACAUGAAACAUUCCUUCUGGUUGAACUAAAAUCAUUCCAGUUUAAAGUGGUAAAGGACCCGAAGGACCCCUAGGACCCGAAGGAGCCGACCAGCCGAUCGCUCACUGUGUACAAAUCUUUAUUGAUUCUGUCAUUCCUAAUAAAAUGUUAUAAAACUUUAAUAAAAAAAAAAGAAAAGUGAUGCAGCAUCUUGUACUGGAAAAGAAUUAUUAAAGAAACUAAUGACA
Molecule: messenger RNA, 6752 nt
Organism: Perca fluviatilis (European perch)
Lineage: Eukaryota; Metazoa; Chordata; Actinopteri; Perciformes; Percidae
Exons: 3
Coding region: 140-1606 (488 amino acids)
Biological process (GO): regulation of DNA-templated transcription
Molecular function (GO): DNA-binding transcription factor activity, RNA polymerase II-specific; RNA polymerase II cis-regulatory region sequence-specific DNA binding
Source: RefSeq, a predicted model, not a curated record